Cordyceps militaris CM01 is the source of this 3660-nucleotide messenger RNA. RefSeq lists its product as uncharacterized. The record is from RefSeq and is a predicted model, not a curated record. NCBI's taxonomy places the organism in Eukaryota, Fungi, Ascomycota, Sordariomycetes, Hypocreales, Cordycipitaceae. The transcript is spliced from 3 exons. Bases 1 to 3660 code for a protein of 1219 amino acids.
AUGGCCGCCAUGGCUUCGCACCACAAGGCGUCGAUCCCGCACCCCUCUGACACUGACACUGUCUCUGUUUCGUCCGAGCUCGACACCACGCAUCGCCAGCCGCCCUUGUCGUCCAGUGCCAGCCUACCGACUGUUGCCUCUGCCGCCUCGAUUCAGCUAGACGACGAGCUAGACUAUCUCGUCGACGACCAGUUUCAUCACCGUUUCCCAGAGUACCACCAUCACCAUCGACACGCCUCCCACUCCCAGACGCACCACGACGCUCGCUACUCCAUCACCGGCUCGUCUGCCUCUACGACUCCCUCCCCCCAUCGCUCUCGCCUCAAGUCUAUCGAGAGCAACGCCAGUGCUGCCACGAGCGUCUACUCGUCUCGCUCCUCACACCCUCCUCGGACCUCCUCGCUCUCCCACUCCUCCUCCUCCGUGCCUCCGCUCUUUGCAUCCACUGCUCGCGUUGCCAGUCCCAUCAAGAGGAAACCGUUGUCUGCCACGGCCUCAUCCCUGGCAACUGCGUUUCAGAGAUCCUCGACCGCCUCGUCAACCGUCGCCAGCUCCGUCAUCACCCCAGACGUCCCUCCGUUGCCUCACGGAGCAGCUACUGCGACAGCGACACCCACGACCACUGCUACUCCUGUAACCGCCCACUCGCUCAAGUCUUACGAGAGCUCCCAAGAGACGACCCGUCCUUCCACUGCUGUCUCGUCACACACCAUCGGUCUCCCAGAGCCUGAUACGCGCUUCGCACGACCAACAUCUGUCGACAGUCCCACCCUCUACCACUUUCCUUCCGCGGCACCAAUAGGACGCCUACACGCAUUCCACAUAUCCCGGGACCAAGUUUUACAACCCGACUCGAUCGAAGCCUCCGCUGACUCCGAUCUCUCUGACGUUCUCUCCAUCUACGCAGGGGUCGAGUCAGUGCCCACCCCGGAUGCUUCUUCGCCAGCUACUCACGCAAACCCCCUAACGCGCCACGACUCGUACGACGGCCUUGACCGGAAGUGUUCCGACUCUACCACUACCGAUUCAUCGACUCUCAUGUUUGCGCCCAAACCGACGCCUCCCCACCUCAAGUUGGACACUGUGGAUACGUCACCUUCUGUCGACUCCGAUCACAACUCGGAUCGCGCCGCUUCGGACCCAGACUCUCCUACGCCCGCUCCCAAACUGAACAAACCUUUACCAAGGUCACCUGGCCAAAUUUCUCCAUUUUCUGCCCUCUUUAGCUGGGGCAACGGUAACAACCCAACCGCCGCCGACUUCUCACCCAUCCCAUCACCAGAGACCCCUACUCGCCGUGGUGGACUGUUAAAUGAUUCCUCUCGUCCGCCGCCGUCGAGUGCGUUACCCAGAGAUCAAAAGACUAAUGCUGCCGUCGCCAACCCACUCGGCUAUUGCGAAACACAACUUUCUACUCCGCCGCCUCUCGUUGCCGCCUCGUAUAUCCAUCUAGAAGAAAUGGAGGACGAGCUCAAGGCCAUCAGCUCUGAGCUGGCGGGCUCGAUCCGUCGAGAGAUAGACUUGGAGGACCUAGUGGACCGUCUACAAGAGCAGGCCAACAAUGCCCAGGCUGGUGGCAAGCGCACCAGCGAUUACUUUUCCGACUCGGGCUACAGCUCUGCCAAGCUCAGUGAUUUUGACCAAUCUCGUGACGAGAUUGAAAAGAUUCAGCGUCGAUCCGAACAGGAGAAGGCAUCGCUACGACUGGAACUAACAAAUAAACUUCAAGAUGAGCGCCAAAAAAUCAAGUCCCUCGACCAGCAAGUCAAGGAGCUCGCCGAGAGAGCCUCUCGGAUUGACCUUGCGGAGAUUAACAAUCUGGAUGUCAACGGCCGCCUAAGAGAACUCGAAAACACCUGCGAAGAGCUUCGAAGGAAGCUUGUUGAAGAGCGCUCCUCCAAGAGCAACUUUGAGGACUUGCUCAUAGCCCUUAAGGGUGAGCUAAGCAACGCCUGCAGUGAGCGUGAUAAUUUGCGUGAAGAAAUUGUUCCUCAGCUGCGCGCUCGAGUCGAGGGGCUCGAGGCCGAAGCCGCUAGCCACGCUAGCUUAACAUAUGAAUCUACAAAGAUGCAGCACCAGCUGCAAUCCUUACAAAAGGAGAACUCAUCUCUCCGGGACUCUGCCGCCGGCCUCGAGGAUAUUGCUUCACGUGGCGGACUCUCAAGAUCAGACUCCUUGUUUCGAAACCAGAAACCGCCCGUCUCCAGGAGCGAUAGCGUUGCCAAUAAGAACGCCCCCGCUGAGUCUCGCGAGGCCCUUGCCGAGCGUCUAAAAGACGUCGAAGCCCAGCGUGACGCCCUGCACAGCGCGCUCAAGAAUCUGCUGGAGCGCCAAGAAUUCCAGAACCGCGAAAAUCAAAAGAAGAUUAAUAUUCUUGAAAACGAGCGCCAACGACUGCUCUCCGAAUCGCCCCAAAAGGCCGGCUUCGAAAAGGAUAUUUCCAACCUCCGCACAGAAGUCAAUGUUUUGCGCCGCCGCGCCGAGGAGGCCAUGGAACAGAAGUGGCAGGUUGAAAAGGGCCUUGGUGGCUUAAAGAUGGACCUUGAUAGGGCUGAGGAAGAAGUCACCUCCCUGCGCAGCAUGCUCAAGGAGAACGAUAUUCUCACCGCUCGCACUGCGAGCUCCGCUGCUGAUGCCAGCGUCACCUCUGAGGAGCUUGAGAAUGCCUACAAGGCACUGCAGGCCCAGUAUAACGAGUCUCUUGAGCGCCUCAAGAAGCUCGAAGACGGUGUUCCAGGCGACGAAAGGACGAAGCAGGCUCUCCAGCGCCUCGAAAACUCCCUCAAUGCUGCUCUGUCUGAGCGCGAUAUAGCCCGCAGCGACGCCAACACCCUUCAGAGCCAGUAUAACGAGUUGGCCAGCUCCUCGUCCAAGACUCUGGGCUCGGAGCAUGCCCUUGCCGACGAACUUGGUGAGUCUGUCGCCCGGGUCGAGCAGCUUGCCUCUCAGGUCCGCUCGCAGCUCGCCACCAACUUUGAGCUGCGCCAGCGUCUUAGUGACGCCGUCACUCGCAGCGAAGCAGACCGAAAGGCAAACUCGGAUCGUAUUGCUGGCCUGCAGGAGCGCUUGCAUAGUUUGGAAGAGCAGCUAGUGGUAGCCCAAACCUCAUCCGAUGAGCGCGUUGCUCAUCACGAGGACGAAGUCAAGAAGCUCAAGGAGGCUCACAACGAACAGCUCCGCCGGGUGCACGAGGGUGGCAGCGUCGGCAUCGUUGGUCCCCGCAAGGGCUCCCUGCUGAACCCGGCCAACAGCAUGUUUAAUCGUGCUGGCAAUGCCCUUCCUCCCAAGAACCUCGAAGAGGAAGUUGAGAUUGAGAAGCUCCGUGCCCGCGUGGCGGAAUUAGAAAAGGCCCUCGCGGAUGCCGAUAACGAGAUGCAAGAGGUGAUUAAUAAGAUGAGCACCGCACAGAUUGAAGUCAUGAACUUGCAAGAGGAGCGCGAGGUUGCUGUUCGUGAGACCAGACGCCUCGAAAGCAUGCUGAAACAGGAACAGACGAGUCCGUUUGCUGGGCGCCUGAGAGCACUUGCUGUUGAGCUCAUUCUCUUCUUAUACCUGGACGGCGGCAUCGGAUUGCUUUUUCCCUCUUUGGCGCUGAAGGAUGUGCCUCUUGGCCAGGUCUUUGCCUGCUCCUUGAUUGUUCUUGACAUCAUAUCGGGAUGA